CCACUAAAAGCGGGCGGCAGUUGCACAUGCGCACUGGCGCGCUCGGGCCGCGGCUGCUGCUUGGCGGGCGCCGCGCGGAAGCCGGUGUGGGUUGGUGACUGGAGGGCCCACCAUGUCGGAGGCGUAUUUCCCGGUGGGGCCCGGAUUGGGCCCCGAGGAGAACUUCUUGUCUCUGGACGACAUCCUCAUGUCCCAGGAGAAGCUGCCGAGCCGCGCCGAGGCCGCACUGCCCCGAUUGGCCGCCGUGCUGGGCAAGGGCGCGGGCGCCGGCCAGGGCGACUGCCUCCCUGAGGGCUCCAAGCUGGAAAUCCCCCUGUGGCUGGCGAAAGGGCUAUAUGACCACAAGCGGAGGAUACUUUCUGUGGAGUUGCCAAAGACCUACAAGGAAGGCUGGAGGACAGUGUUCAGUGCAGAUGCCAAUGUGGUCGACCUGCAUAAAAUGGGGCCGUACUACUAUGGAUUUGGCUUCCAGCUCUUGAAUUUUGACAAUCCAGAGAAUCCAGAGAUAGCUCAGACCAUACUGCAGACAUUUAUUAACCGUUUUCGCCGCAUCAUGGACUCCUCCCAAAAUACCUACAACGAAGACACCUCUACAUUAGUGGCACGGCUGGAUGAGCUGGAACGAGCCUUAUUUCAAGCUGGCCAGAAAGGGCUGAAUGACUUCCAGUGCUGGGAGAAGGGGCAGGCUUCUCAGAUCACAGCUUCCAGCCUCGUCCAGAAUUAUGGGAAGAGAAAAUUCACUGACAUGGAUCACUGAAAGCAUGAAGGACACAAAACCAACAUAAGGGACACUGCAAGAUUUAUAUUCUGUGUCACUGAAAAGAAAGACCAACUAACCUUGGAAAAGGGACACAUUUUCCUUCUCUUUGGGUAACUGAACUUCUGAGCAGCUCUAAUCUUCAGAUUAAGCCAAAGCACAUUGCAGAGGAAGAGGGAAGGUACAGUGACAACAGAUUGCAUUGCAGAAUUGUUUAACAGCACACACACACUUCUCCCAAUGAUUUAUGGUAAUUACUUUGGGCUGCAUGGCUCAGUGCAGGUGAGAGGCUCUUCUGAAAGAGGGUCGUUAAUAUUUGCUACUUUUUAUCAUGUAAAUAGAAUGUCAUUCUUUUACCACAUGCCCAGCUCCACCCUCCCCAUGCAUGUUUCAGUACAUUUAUGUGGCAGCUGCUGUUUCCAAUGUCAUGCUUUUCUUGGUCAUCCCAGUAACAUGAUGGAAAAAGUGGACCAUUGAACAAUUUUUUUUAUUUCUUGCUAGGCCUUGGUGCACUAAUGCACCUGAUUGCUGCUAGGAGUAAACCUCUACUGUUAGCUGAUGCUUUGUUUGUUUUAUUUGUGUAUGUUUGAACUUAAUCCUUGGUAAUGGUGCCCCAAUAGAGAACUUCCUUCUGUGGGUCCAGAAACCAGCUGAAGCAUCAUUACAAGCUUUAUGCACCCAGCCUCCAUCACCAACCCCCUGUGUACCUGAGAUAUCAGCUCAGGGUGAAGGUGAGAGCAGAGCACAUUCCUGUUGCCUGGAACUCUGCUGCCUGGUGGGUUUUGUGAUACAGAUACCUCUGUACUAGAAGCCAGGUUGACUUCCCCAGUUCAUCUCAACAGAGAGUAACAGCCUUCACACACUGCCAUUCUGAGCUAGACCAUGAACCAGAAACCUUGAACUGAAACUGUGGCUUAUCACCAACCUCUGAGCAAUCUGUUUCUCUAGAGAAGUUUUAUCCUGAUUGCUGAUUUGGGCUAAUGAGAAAACUAGAGCAAGCGAGUUUGGCUUCCUUCCUUCAAAUUCAUCUGUAAAAUCAUUCUUGUAAAUGUCAUUCUUUUCAAGGGGAGGGUAUGGAAUUGGAACUCCUUAAACAACAUAAUAGGUAUUGCACAGAGAUGUUGUAGAAUUUAGUAUUUCUCUCUUAAUUCUUUCUGAAUAAAUGGGAGACAGAAAACAGAAGAAUUCCCUUUGCAGAAAUCUACUGGUGUCAGAAGAGAUCUUGAUAGAGGAUGAACAUUUACUGUAUAGUUCCUAUUGAUGUCUGUGGGAGCUGGGGGUAUUUGUCAGACAUUUGGGAUCAGACUCAUUGGUGUGGGCAGCUUUUUCUGUCUCAUACUUGCCACUAAAUGUAGCUGUGCACAAGCCCUUAGCCAGCUCAUAGUGAGCAGAUGGCCAUUCUUUGGGCACCUGGAGUGAAAACUCUGCCUCUGGAGAUUGUCAAAAAGAAAAUAGCCUUGGAUGUUCACAUGUCAUGCAAAUUCCAUCAGCCUCUUAUAGGGACAGAGCCACUUCUGAGUCAUGUACUAGGUAGUAAACAGUGGAUUAUGAAGAGGCAUUCCAGUGAAUUAAUGCCGCUACAUGGAAUAACCAUACCUUAUGAAAAUGGCUGUGUUUUUAUGUAAAAUCUGUAUAAUCUGUCUUUCUGAAUAAAUAAUGUCUAUUUUAUUAUAGAAGGUCUCACAAAACACGCAUCUGUAGCUGCCCCACUAUAGAGAAACAGUCAUGGCUAAAAGGUUGCUGGCCACCCAGAAAUUAAUACAGGAUUAUUAUGAGGAUUAAUGAAGUAUCACAUAAAGAGCCCAUCUUGUUUUUUGCACAGCUCCCAAAUCUCUGAGUGUUACAUUUGUAGUUCUGUUUGCUUAGCAACACCUCCUGUCUGCCUUGUGUCACAACUAAGGGAAUCCUAGCAUUUCCAAUAAGUCACAUUAAAGACUUUGCAAGGUCUUGUAUGAGAUUUUGAUUUUUGUAAUAACAAGAUUUUACUGAAGUAGAACUGGAAAAAAUGUUCUGUUUAGAUUUAUGUGGUUUUGUAAUUUUAAGGAAGGCAGUUCUUGGUUUUGGAUGUAAACAUUCCUCUGCAGUAUGUGGAAGCCAACCACUGAAGUCUUUUGAUAAUACAUAUGAAUCAAAAAACAAGUGAUUGGCAAUGUAGCAUUUAUAUGAUACUUCAUUUCUUCACAGCACUUUCAAAAGUUUAACUAGUCAUCACAGUCUCCCUUUUCACAGAAGGGGAAACAGGCUGUGAUAUAAAUAACACAGCCAGAAUAGCAUAGCAGCAUUUUGGUAGAAGAAGGAUUUAGAUCUUUCUUGAUUCCUAUUCUUGUGUUGUACCCACUACAAAUGCUGGCUCUCAAAAAUGUGUCAUACCAACAAAAUUAGCUGUUGUUCAGCCUAAGUAACGUGAGCGAAAUAAACCACUGAAUAUAUAUAAAGAAACAUUAAUUUAGGCAUUAAAUCCUCAGUUUUUAGGCUAGGUAUGAAGUCAUUUUACAAACGAGACUAAUUACCUUGUCUGUGGGUGGGUGUGGCUAUAUUGGGCACAUUUUUUUUUCUGUUUUAAAAAAAAUGUUUUUCUCUCCCUUAGAGUUGUGUGCAAUAUCCAGCCAAAGAGCAGGGGAGAUGAUAGAACUGACUGCACAAAAUAUUAUCAAAUAUAUAGAAAGAAGACAACUAAUCUCUCUAAUCUCUUCCAGUAACAGUGAUCGUAGGUACCUGUGUACAGUAGCAGGCACAACAUUUUUAAAAAGUGUUAUUUUUAGUAGAAAAUGUCUCUUUUGAUAAUAUAAGUAUUUAUUAAUAAUCACAGAUAAAGGCUUUUUUUUUUUCAAGUUGAUAUUUAACUUGACAUUAGCAGACUUGAUAUUCUGUUGAUUUUUUUUUCCCCCCCCCCCAAUAGAAUGCCUUAUUCUAGCCAGAAAUGCUUCUUUUUUUGCCCAGUGCCAUUGAGAAUUUUUUUUAAAUACUUGAGCAAAGCUUUGUUACUUUUAUUGACACAAAUCAUGUUAUAUAAUAACACUGUAGUGGACUUAUGUUAGAGGAGCUUGGACUUGCAUACUUUUAAAACAGAAAUGAUGCAACAUCCAUCCAUGGUGUUUGAUGUGCAAAAGUUAAGGACAUAUACUUAAUGGUACAGCAGAAAGGAGGGUUAAACUAACUUCCUGGCAGUGAAUCCUUGUCAGAAUGAUUACUGAAAUAGAAAAAGAUUCCUCCCCAGCCUUCAUUUGAGAUCAUCUUCCCUUAAAAAUGUAUUUAUCAUUUCUUAAGUUCUUUUCAAAUCAAGAGAGGUAGCCACUGAGGCAUGAUGCCCUUAUUAAAUAUAAAUACCUUUCCAACCAACACACAAACACCCCAUCCACAUUUUUAAGCAUCUUUCUCAGCUUCUUUAUGUUCUAAACAAUGUCUCAGUUUGUCCUCUGGAUUUGUUUUAUUUUUGGUUGGCUGAGACAAGAUAUUGAUUGCCUCUGCCAGACUGGAACCAAUAGGUGUAAUCAUUCUGAUUUCUAUAUCAGAAAUCAAUAGCUAUAUUAGAGAUGCCAAAUGAGAUUAAGAAAUAGAACCCCAGGGAAAGUAAAACAAAAAAUGGUACUUUAUCUUCAACACAUUUUUAACAUGAGAGCUUGUUUUAUAUGAAGUCAUUGUAGAGUAGGAUUUUUAAAAGCACCAGCGAGUUUGGAAUGGAAAUUCCAUUGAUUCUGAUCUGCAAUUUUUCUGAUCAUUGUUUUUAGUGGCAACAUAUCAGAGAGCCAUUGUCAAAAUUCUGACUGAGCCAGCAGCCCCAAUAAAGAUCUGACCCAGUGCUGGCACAGUGGUAACCACUUUCAACAUACAAAGCUCGUUCUAUCUUGAAGCAGAUACUUAAGAGGAUAUACUGUCUGGUGGCACAGAGCUGGGUGCAAGGAGAUCUGGGUUCUAUUAUUAGCCUCACCAUACUCAUUGGGUGGCAUUGGACGAAUCAUGUACCUUUCUUUUGUGCCACAGUUUUCCUGUCUGUAAAAUGAAGAUGAUCCCAACCUGCUGGGAGAUUUAAUAUAUUUUCUUAAAGCUUUAAUACUUGAAUAAAAGAGUCUGGUACAAACUUA
Alligator mississippiensis (American alligator) is the source of this 4839-nucleotide messenger RNA. It is a transcript of the gene GINS3, whose product is annotated as GINS complex subunit 3. NCBI's taxonomy places the organism in Eukaryota, Metazoa, Chordata, Crocodylia, Alligatoridae. The record is from RefSeq and is a predicted model, not a curated record. Gene Ontology annotation, cellular component: GINS complex. Gene Ontology annotation, biological process: mitotic DNA replication initiation. The transcript has 3 exons. Bases 113 to 757 code for a protein of 214 amino acids.